AUGUGUCAUCAGUUGUACAGAUGUUUUGCUGUAACCGUUGUUGUUUUAUAUAAUGCUGCGCAUGUUAUAUUUAUUAUACAGAGCCGCAAUAGCUUGAGCGACAUGUUGGAUUGUACAAUGCUUGAAAUCCCGCAUAUGAAUCUACUCGUUAAAGUUUUUACGCUGAACUGGCAUAUACAAAAGAUUGAUAAAAUUAAUAGAUUAUUAAAAGAUCCUAUUUUUGCGCCAAUAACAAAGAAAGACGAGGAAAUGCUUCAAGCAACUACUAGACUGAUGCAUCUUUGGAUAAAGCUGUCGAAGAUAUGCAUCACAAUGAUUACGCCUAUCUGGUUUACGUCGUUCCUCGUCAAGAGGUACCAGGAUCCGACAGCCAUUGUGUCUGCUUAUACGCCUUAUGAAACUGAUACGUGGGAGGGAUUCACAUACUCAGUAUUACAAGAAGUGCUACCUAUACUAUGGACGGGGUACGGCCACUUGGCUCUCGAUUGCCUCAUAGUAACGUAUUAUGCACAAGCGGAGGUCCAAUUGAAGAUGAUCAAGUACAAUUUAGAGCAUUUGUUCGAUGUGACGGAGGGAACUGAAUACAGGGAUUAUGGCCUAUCUGGCUUAUAUAGGGAUGUUCUUGAUGAUGGCUUGAGGAACCGAUUUAUACAUUAUGUGAGGAGAUAUGAAGCAGUUGCGUGGUAUGUGAAAGAAAUCGGCAAUGUUUUCAACACUGCCGUGUCAUUUCAAUUCUUCAGUUCGUCUGCUACUCUUUGCAUUAUUACAUACGAAAUGAGUUCCACUCCAGUCGUGUCAGUGCCAUUUGCAUUUUUAGCAAUGGUGCUCAUAAUAAUACUAAUGCAAGUAUUUAUUUACUGUUACUUCGGGAACAUGGUGCAAUGCGAGAGUGAUUCAGUAAUAACCUCAAUAUAUCUGAGUGACUGGUUGUCAGCGUCUCCACAACUCCGAAGGCUGGUUCUAAUAGCCAUGAUUCGUUGGUCCCGGAGCUUAACGCCCAGAGUCUCUGGCAUCAUACCGAUGUCUCUGGCUACUUAUGUUUCGAUUCUACGAUCUGCGUACAGCUUGUUCGCGGUUUUGAGUACAAAGUAA
Helicoverpa armigera (cotton bollworm) is the source of this 1092-nucleotide messenger RNA. Its product is annotated as putative odorant receptor 92a. The coding region runs from base 1 to 1092 and encodes 363 amino acids. The record is from RefSeq and is a predicted model, not a curated record. Lineage: Eukaryota; Metazoa; Arthropoda; Insecta; Lepidoptera; Noctuidae. Gene Ontology annotation, cellular component: plasma membrane. Gene Ontology annotation, biological process: sensory perception of smell; detection of chemical stimulus involved in sensory perception of smell. The transcript is spliced from 8 exons. Gene Ontology annotation, molecular function: olfactory receptor activity; odorant binding.